Molecule: messenger RNA, 587 nt
Organism: Anopheles nili
Lineage: Eukaryota; Metazoa; Arthropoda; Insecta; Diptera; Culicidae
Exons: 2
Coding region: 61-519 (152 amino acids)
Source: RefSeq, a predicted model, not a curated record
GUGUAAUUGGCAAAUUGUUAAAGAGCAAUUGACUCAAAAAUAAAACAAAAUUAAAUUGUAAUGUUGCAUUUCAAACCUACGAUUUAUUUUCUACUCUGUUGCUGCUUUCAGGCUAGUGUAAGCUCUCCAGUGCUAUUACUAGUUGCGAACGGGAGUGAUGUCACAAUCAAUUUUCCCGGAGAAAACAACAAUAACCGACUCAUCAAUAUUGUUAGUGGUUCUGACAAUAAUAACCCGUUUAUGUACGAUUGGAUUGGCGGUAAUGGAGCCAAUAAAGCACCUACAAUAACAUUGGGAAACGCCCAUCUAGAGGAGCUCCCAUUCGACACUAACAUGGAAGAAAAAUCUGAGCCUUGGAUUCCCAACAAACCCAAAUGGCAGUCGCACGAAAUUUACGAAACCGCUAGCAUGGUUUCGAAUACGAUGGCAAUGACUCUGACAUAUGCAACGGACACUACAACCACCGAUCCCGCUAAAGUUUUUAGCACUACCGAAGAUGUACUAGCUUCAGGCGUUUGACACCCUUUUCGAUCCGGAUCAUGUUAAAAUUACUAUGAUGACUACAUUUUUGAAGGCAUUGCGAAAUA